AAGAAUGCAGUGGAAUUUCAGAAAAUAGCAAAACUCAUUGUCAAAUAGACUGGCAUUUGAAUAGAAAGAACCAAUGGCUUGCGCUGUUUAUUGACUUUGAGAUUUGAACAAAUGACACAAAAGUGGUGUAAUGUUACUGUAAGGUUUUAUUUGUAAAAGCUGACUACAGAUAGUGAUAGUAGUGGGAAACAUGUCUUCAUGAUUGGUACAUUUGUUGCUAAACCAUUAUGCACAAAAGAGUUUGGGUGCCAAAUGGGUCAAGUUCCUUGUGGAAGUAGCUGUCAUACAAGAAGACCCACCCCCCUUUUUUAUUGUUACUAAGGAAUAGUUCAUGUUAUGUUACUCUCAUGGAAGUUGUGAAAUCUCUUGUUCUUGAAAGAAUGUCUGGCAUUAGGGGUGCUGCCACUGAAGUUGCUAGUCAACUGAGUGAAGCAUUACACAUCACACAUGACAGGUCCGACUACCUCUGCUGGUAACAGGAAAUGAAUGACCAAGGCUUUGAAAUGCUGUAAAAAAUGUUUGCCUUUCAUGUCUAGCAACCUUGAAAGAGGGGUCCACAAAUAGAUCAGAAAAGUUUUCAACACAAAUGAUUUAUGUCAUUUAUGUUCAUGCUGGAGCAUCUCAAAUAUUGCUAGAGAGGGAAAGAGAAGGUCAGAGGGGACGUAGAGCAGACACAGUCUGAGUCCCUUUCAUGCCAUUGUCUCAUCCCUUGGGAUUUUAGGGACCAGGCUGGGACAUGACGUUCCCACAGUCAGCCAACCAGCUCACUUAUGGACAGCUUGAGCUGAAGAACCAUUGGCUGAAUCAGUCACAAUGAAGUUGGAAAACAAGCUAGACGUUCCAGUGUACGACUUGUCCCUGAUUCGAGGCAUGUGGGAGACCCGUGUGAAUAAACACAAAAAAAGACAGAGGAAGGAGCAGGAACGUCUCGCCAAGAGUGCACUCCAAAGGGUGAAUCAGCAGUGGCAGUACCGCAUAGCCUGCAGGAAGAUGAAGAGCAGUGAGAUGACCGAGCUGCAACACUACCUGGAGAGGUCAUCACUGAGAGAGGUCACCAUUGAGCCAUACCUGGAGCCUACGGAGGGGCAAACCACAGAACCAGUAGAUUCUACUGUGCUGGAGGUUGAAGAGAAGAGGUUCAUUUUUGAGCUGAAUGGAGACAAAUGGACGGAGGUCCCUGCAUCCCUGUUUGAAAUGACCCAUCUACGAGAAUGGCACAUCUCUAGAACAAAGAUCAUAAAGAUCCCGGAAUUCAUUGCAAUGUUUCAGGACAUGCGUGUUUUGGACAUACCGAAAAAUUGCAUUGACAAGUUACCACCUGAAAUAGGUAAACUAACAAAACUGAGAGAACUUAAUGUAAGUUAUAAUAGGCUAUCAGAUAUCCCCCCUGAGCUGGGUGAUUGUGAGAACCUGGAAAGACUUGAGUUGACCUCAAAUCUCAAUCUCAUGGAACUGCCAUUUGAGCUAAGCAACCUAAAGAAACUGGUUCACCUGGAUUUAGCAGAAAACAAAUUUAUUGGCAUACCCAUCUGUGUUCUGCGCAUGUCAAGUCUACAGUGGCUGGACUUCAGUAACAAUAAACUGAAAGAUCUCCCACAAGACAUUGACAGGCUUGAGGAGCUGACCACCUUGUUCAUUCACAAGAACAAACUGACAUACCUGCCCAUGUCUAUGGCAAACAUGACAACCCUCACCACGAUUGUCACCACCGGAGAUGACUUAGUUUCUAUGCCUUCGAAACUGGUUGAUAAUCCAGCCAUGAAGUUUAUUAGAUUAUUUGAAAACCCUGUUGGUGAAGAAACAGCAGAACUGGAGAAUAAGGGGGAUGCGGAGCAAACAGGUCCAGAUCACAGUGAAAAGGAGUUCCUGCAGACCUACAUAAACAGCCUCAAAGAAAGAGAAACAGCUCCAACAUAUGCCACAAAAGUGUCCCUGAGUUGUGUUCUGUGAUGGAGACUUGGACGAAAGCAGCGUUUAAGGUCUUUGUGGAAGACCUAUCAGUUGUUAUGUUUGUGCGAACUUCUACUAUGGGUCAAAGACACUGGUAGAUGCAUAUUAUGCACUGCUUCCUGGACGUUCCAUGGUCUGUGUCUCUCCACUGUCAUGAUAAAUAAGGUGAAUUUGUGACAUGAAGAAAGUGCUUCUGAAAGUGGUCAAAGUAGAUAUGUGGUCAGUGGGUAUUUGCAGUGAAUUUGUUUCACAUAUUUAACUUUUUAACAUUCAACAACAUCUAAUUCCUUUUUGAUACAGCAAGUCUGAUAAUUGUAUUAUUCCUGUAUGGUUUGACAUAAAUGAGCAUUACAUGAACUGCAUGGUUCUCUAAGUGCGUUUGAUUUCAGAUUUUUGUGUGUUUCAUCUGUGAAUAUAGAACUGUGUUUUGAUGUGACCAAACACAUGUUGGGCAAUAGUGCUUUUGUUCUUAGUUUUGAGUGACUGGAAAUAGGGUUGAGUGUGGAUGAGAAGUUGUUAGUAUGUGAAACUUUGUAUACGUGAAUUUGUAUAUGCUGAAUUUAAUGUAAAAUUAAAAUAUAAUUUAUUCAGUGA
Messenger RNA from Alosa sapidissima (American shad), 2544 nucleotides. RefSeq names its product leucine rich repeat containing 2 (gene smim22). NCBI's taxonomy places the organism in Eukaryota, Metazoa, Chordata, Actinopteri, Clupeiformes, Clupeidae. Gene Ontology annotation, molecular function: protein binding. Bases 814 to 1950 code for a protein of 378 amino acids. The record is from RefSeq and is a predicted model, not a curated record. The transcript is spliced from 10 exons.